UACUUGACAUUGCUAUUGAGUUAGAGGUGAAAAGAUGGUGAAGACACCAAGUUUUGACAAAAAUGGAUUGAAGAAAGGUGCAUGGAGUGAAGAUGAAGACAACAAGCUGAGAGGCUAUAUCCAAAGAUACGGCCACUGGAACUGGCGUUUACUUCCUAAGUUUGCUGGCUUGUCUAGAAGUGGAAAGAGUUGCAGGCUGCGAUGGGUAAAUUAUCUUCGGCCGGACAUAAAACAUGGGAAUUUUACCAAAGAAGAAGACGAUCUCAUUAUUGAGAUACAUAAGAAGAUUGGUAACAAAUGGUCAGAAAUGGCUGCAUAUUUGCCAGGGAGAAGUGACAAUGAAAUAAAAAAUCGUUGGCACACGCAUUUGAAAAAACGAGAAAACAAUGAUCUAAAUGUGUUAGAAAAUGAGCAUGUUCAAACGGUCGAACCUGAUCAAGCUAACACCGAAGAAAACCUAGUCCAAGACUUGGAUUUCGAAUUUCAACAAGACGUUGAAGCUUUAUUAGCCGAAUCGCCAUUGUCUUCUUCAAGCACCAACUUUACACCAUAUAAUUGGUUCAGUGACUUUGAUUCAGUAGGUUCAAGUUAUGAUAUGCCACAACUGCCUGAACUGUUCAUGAACACAUUAUUUCCUUAACUAACGAACAUGCAAAAGGCCUUGUUCGUGUUUAUUCGGUUCGUUUACAGCCCUAGAUCUAAUGGGCGGUUUUUUGGUGUUUUAGAAGAAUAAAUGUCUUGUUUGAUGUGGUGGCUGAAUAGGUAUGUUUUUUUUUUUGUGUUUUGGGGUUUCUUAUUGUGGAUGGUCUAGGUGUUCUUAAACGGUCAUUUGAAAAUGGUAUGGGAUUAGAUUGUCAAUGA
Helianthus annuus (common sunflower) is the source of this 861-nucleotide messenger RNA. RefSeq names its product transcription factor MYB58. The transcript has 3 exons. NCBI's taxonomy places the organism in Eukaryota, Viridiplantae, Streptophyta, Magnoliopsida, Asterales, Asteraceae. Bases 35 to 640 code for a protein of 201 amino acids. The record is from RefSeq and is a predicted model, not a curated record.